Gymnodraco acuticeps is the source of this 3221-nucleotide messenger RNA. It is a transcript of the gene cracdla, whose product is annotated as cracd like a. The transcript has 10 exons. The coding region runs from base 1 to 2976 and encodes 991 amino acids. The record is from RefSeq and is a predicted model, not a curated record. NCBI's taxonomy places the organism in Eukaryota, Metazoa, Chordata, Actinopteri, Perciformes, Bathydraconidae.
AUGCUGUACAGGAUCACUCUGUUAGCAGUUCUUCGGCGACACAGAGAACAGUGGGACUCAAAAGGCACACUAGUGGCAGAGCAGGAAAGCACUGAGGAUAUUCCAGGGCGUAAAAAGUCCAAACUCAAGUCUCUGAAAACCCGUCUGUUCGGGAAAAGUAAGAGAGGAGGGGGGGAGGCCGAGGCCAAGCUCAGCCAGUCCUCCAGCGACAUCACUGCAGGAAAGGGACUCGGGUCUGAUGAAGAUUUGGCAUUCUCUGAGGGCAUCAUGGGAUUUCGGGCAUUGUCCCAUGACAGCAUCUUCCUGGCUGAUGACGUCCUGACAGACGCUGAGCCAGCCAGGGUCUUAUCGCAGGAAAACGUCCACAGCAAGAUCAAAGCUCUGCAGGUGAAGCUUCAGCAGCAGAAGAUGCAUUUGGGUCCGCCGCCUCUGGUUGUGCCAGUCAGACGUCCAGAGGAUGUGGGAAGCCGCUCAGAGGAUGAAAGUCUUCCCCACAGCCCCUCUGAGACCUCAGGAGCCCCCAGCAAGACUGCAUCUCAGCCAUCCUCUCGUCCGCUCUCCCCCAUCCCCAAACCUUCACAAAUCAAAUCAGUGCUCCUGACUCCCUCCCUCCCUCUUCCUCCUUCUGUCUCCCCCACUUCCUCUCCUUCUGUGGUUGAGACCCCGUUAGACUUCAGCUCUCCAGUCCAGUUCACCCCCUGCCUGGACACCUCUGCUGCCCGCCACCGCAUGUCCAUCAAGCCCAGGAAGCAGAGAGCCAGCACCAAGAAGACCCUCCCUUCAAAUGACUCAGAAUCUCACUUACACACCCUGAACAACAUCAACCACCCUGAGUCUGUGAGAGAAGAAUCACAGCAGCUCAUAACUGAAGCCGAGGUGACAUUGGAAAAAGGAGAGGAUGUCAUUCCCAUUACAUCCCAGCUUCUCCCUUCAAAAUCCCCAGAGGUCGCACCAUCGGAGGCAGCAUCCAAAUCACCCAGCCCGACGAUCUCCCCAAAGGAGCUUCCUGGGAAAUUGCCCUUCGUACCCUCCCAGGUACUCAGAGUGAAACCCAACAGAUCAGCGGAUGUGAAGCCCAGCGAACGGCCACACUCAUCCUUCAUACAGUCAGAACGGAGGGACAGCAGAGAGGACUUAGAUAUACAACUACUGUCCCAUGACAAGAGAAAUACGAUUAUAUCUGACCAGCACCCCACAGUUCAACAGCAGCUUCAAAGUGAGUCACAAAUCACAAGAGGAAUAAAGAGACCCACCCCAGGAUCCGGCUCCUUCCACUUCUCCAUCACCACCGCCAAAAAUCGUGGUGGAGAGAGACCCCGGUCAGGCAGUUUUGUGGAAAACACAGAAGCCCAGCAGAAGAAAGACAUUAGAGCAGAGGAUACAUUAUUUUCAAGCAUGAAGGAAAAGGAAGAACUUAAAGGGGCUGUGGGAAGACUUAGACAGGAAGCAGGUGUACACAAAAGCCCGGUUCUUCCAUGGGAGAGGGGGGACAGCCUCAAAAAGGUGGAAUCAGUGACACCAUCUAAUACAAAUGUGACCACAGUUACAGGCGCUGUCAAAGUGGAGGAAGUUGAGAGCAGCCAGGAGGUGGUGGAGGAGGCGCUGGAAGCAAGGGAGGUGGAGGAUGACGAGGGAAAGAUGGCGUUUGGGGUUAAACUGCGCUCCAGGAAAAUUCAGUCUGACGCCUCUUCCAACACUCCACCAGUGUGUGAGGAGCAGGUUGACAGACCUAAAAGACCAGAAAUAAGAGACCUACGACCAUCAGAUCCAGCCUCGUCUGGCUUCACUUUUCCACUGAAGAACAACCCUCCAUCUACCGGCAAUACUCGCAUCGUGGCGACAGAAAUCCAGACAACCUCGUCAAAUCUAAAAGAAGUUGAAGCUGUCGUCCCUGUGCCCCAGGAGCCGCAGCCCGCCCCCCCAACGGCCUCAUCUGAUGUGUCCUGGAUGAGCUUGGCAAUGGAAAAGACCAGGAGCAUACAGCAGCUUUUUACCAACAGAUUUCCCAGGGAUUUUACAGGCGGGCAGACAGCGCCUGGACCUCAAGCUCAGACAGAGGUGCAGAGUGGAACACAAGCACAGACUGUAAAAAUACAACAAAGCACAACACCACUCGAGGCUGCAAACCAACCUCCAACUGAGGCAGAAACAGGGAGAAGUGGAAGUGACGCACAGACUGGGAAACCGUCACUGAUUUCAACACAACAGAAGAUAUCUCCUGUUCAGUCCAACACCUGUAAAGAUCCACAAACAGCCAAACAAACCAGUGAACCUCAGUCAGCGUCUCAUCCUGCUGUGCAGACCAGGACAGCCCAGUCUCCUUUACACUCCUCUGCACAAACAGAGACAUCCUCUCAGUUAACACAGGGGAACGUCACACAGUCCCUCGCACAAUCUUACCUUUCCUCCGUUCAGCGGCAACCUUCCUGGAGCAAUCGAGGUCUUAAUGCUGCCAACCAUCUCAAAUCAACCUCAGUUUCUACAUCGGCUUCAGCCUCGCCUCCGGUUUCUGCCUUGGGAAAAGGGGAAAAAGAGACCACCGUGCAGGAGAAGGAGGGUCCAUCGCAGUCAGGAAGACGGGCAGUGUGGGCCGGGGCAGUGAGCGAGAAGGCAGCAUUUUUGGAGAAACGGGCAGAGUGGACCACUCCACCUGGAACCAAGGGGGUGGAAUUGAAGAAAGCUCAAACAGAGGAGCAGACAUCAGGUGAAUCCCCUGCCUCAGUGAAAACCACGCCUCUAAGCAAAGACAUCAAACAGGAGGGAAAACAAGGCGUAAAACUUGCAGAGUCAAGUCCGGCAAAUAUUCCUGACAGACCUCGUGAGGAAAAAUGGCCGCGGAAAACAGCGGUGACAUCUUCAUCGCCCUCAUCGUCGCCUCCUUUGCCAUCUGCGCUGCAGUCUGGGGGCGGCCAGCCGUCCUGGAUGGAGCUGGCCAAAAGAAAAUCAAUGGCCUGGAGUGACAAGUCCAUGGAGUGAGAGGGAAACAGAAAUAUUGUUAUGUUGUAUAUCUGUUUAGUCUAUCAGAAAGAUUCAUUUCUGUGUUUGUGUGUGUGUGUGUGUGUUCAUUUGUUAAGUGUUAAUGUUAAAUUAAGAGACAGAGAAUUUAUUGAAAUGUAAUAUAAUCAGUCUCCACAACAAGCACAUCACCAUAAAUUGUAUUUCUUAAUGAUGUAUCUGAUUCGGCAUGUUAACAGUUUACAUUAAAUAAUUUAAGAUACUAA